AGAGGAAGGGAGAGAAAAGAUGGCCACUAAUUUCGCUACUCGGUACAAAAAGGAUCUGAGUACCGACAUGCUCAAGACAAAACUUGUACGCCGAAAGUCUUUUCAGAAGGAGAGCAGGCACAAGGAGUUCAAUACAGGGCGGCAGUUUGGACCAAUCAACAUGAAUAUACAAGCAUCAAGAGAGAAGGAACUUUCUCAGCUGGAGGAGACAGGCAAAGCACAUUUAUCCAAGAGGAGUGCUAAGCUGAAUCAGAUUUCAAAUGCUCCAGCUAAGACUCAUGGACAGGAGCACAUGGAAAUGCUCCAAUGUUACAAAGAGGAGAAAGAACUACGGAAGUUAAAAGAGCAGAGAGAGAAGCCUAUAUUUAAAUGUGGGCGCUUCAAGCCAGAGGUCCCUGCCUUCCUUCCAAAAACAUCACAGAUCCCAGUACUGACCAAAUCAAAGGAGAUGGUGGUGAAAAUGGCAAGCAUGGAGGCACCUCCUGUACGAGUAACAAGAUCAAAGGCGAAGAACCAGUUGGAAGAGCCAGUUAAACCACAGCUUUCAAUGAAGGCCCCCAGCCAUGCUAGUAAGGGCUUCAUCUCUCAAAUACCUCAGCAGAAACAGAAGCAGAUCUAUGUAGACAAACUUCCCAGAAAGGAGACCAAAGAGGCUCCGCCAGUUGUCUCCACAACAUCAAAUGGAAGAAUUACAAGAGCAGCAGCUGCUGUUGCAAAGUACAAAAUACCACAGGUUUCGUGGCCAGCUACAGUUACAGGUAAUCUGGCAAAGAAAAAUGAAACAAAUAAGGGAAAACAGCAAAGAGGGGUCAAAAAAGAAGAGGCAACAGCCUUGCAUGGAAUGAAAGAGAAUACUUUCAUGGAACCUGUGAAAAAAGAGAUGAUACCUCAACGUACUGAAGCAACUGCAAAUGAUGAGGAUUCCCUUGAGAAGGAAAAUCUGUCAGUCUUUGACAUCCCAGCUCCUGCACCACCAAGUAAAACACACUCGUUCACCCCUCAGAACUUUGUGUUUAAGCCUCUAGAAGGGUUGACCACCUACAAAGUUAAACCAAUGUUCCCUUCCAGAGCAGAUGUGUUCCUGUCACCCAGUUUUUCUUGGAGUCCCACAAAUAACACUAGUGAGGUCCCUAAAGAAAGUGGAAAAGAAACAGGACCAAAGGACUGUGAUCCAAAAUAUAAGUUCUUUGCUUUUCCUGAAGUGACUGAGGACAUCAUCACUCAGGAAGAUCAGUUGCCACUGGAAUUGCCUACAGUUGAAACAGCAUCUGUUCCUGAGGAGGUGAUGGAAGAUAACAUCCUUAGAUCCGAGACAAAGAGGCUAUCAUCACAGUGUCUUGAAUGGGAGGAAACUGAAAUGAAUAUCCCAGAUGAUGCAAAAGAUCUUGUCCACACAACCAUUGGGAAAACCAGACUGCUGAUUGCUGAAUGAUUCAAACAGUUUGAAGGGCUGGUGGAUAACUGUGAAUUUCAGCGUGGGGAAAAAGAGACAACAUGUACAGAUUUGGAUGGAUUUUGGGAUAUGGUGAACUUCCAGAUAAAAGAUGUAAAUAAAAAAAUUGAGAACCUGAGAAAGCUUCAAGGGAAUGGAUGGCAAAUGGCAGAUGAUGUCCAGGACAAGAGGCCCUGCAAGAAGAAUGGCACUCGCCAGAGGGCAACCAGAGCAGGUAAUGGGGCCGCAGAAAGAGCAGCAGCCCGGAAACGCCUGGCGGCCAUCAAGGCCAUAAUGAAGAACAAGUUAAAGCAGGAGGAGCUGGUGGUGAGACCAAUGAAAGGCGAGAAAGUGGUCUUUGAUGGAGGGUUUUUCCAAAGCGAAUCUCCUGCUAAACCUUUCUCAGACUGGACUCCCAAAUCUGCCAGCAGGAUUCUGAAAUUUGCCAGCAGAACUCCCCAACGGAUUUCAAGGCGAACAACUCCAAGGUCUGCUGCUAAGGCGCUCCUCCAGAGUUGUGCAGAUACAUGUGUUCUAAAGCAUGGCACACCCAUAACAUCCAAAGCCCUUCCUCCUCUGCCAGAUCAAGAUGCUUUGUGUCAAUCCUUGUGAAGAUGAUCUCCUUGGUUCCAUUUCCGAACAAAGUGACAGCCAAGCUACAGAGGAGCCAUGCGUUAUAGUCCAAAGCAUAGUGGAAGAAGCUACUGAUGCACAUUUAGCCAUAUGUGACAAGGGAUCGCCCUUAGAUGAUCAGAA
Sceloporus undulatus (fence lizard) is the source of this 2188-nucleotide messenger RNA. RefSeq names its product disks large-associated protein 5-like. The record is from RefSeq and is a predicted model, not a curated record. Gene Ontology annotation, cellular component: spindle pole centrosome; cytoplasm; nucleus. Gene Ontology annotation, biological process: kinetochore assembly; regulation of mitotic cell cycle; chromosome segregation. NCBI's taxonomy places the organism in Eukaryota, Metazoa, Chordata, Lepidosauria, Squamata, Phrynosomatidae. Gene Ontology annotation, molecular function: microtubule binding.